AUGGAUAACUUGAUCACCCUCGUCAACAAGCUGCAGAGGGCCUGCACGGCUCUCGGAGACCACGGAGAGGAGAGCGCCCUCCCGACGCUCUGGGACUCGCUGCCGGCCAUCGCCGUCGUCGGAGGACAGAGCUCUGGUAAAUCCUCUGUGCUGGAGAGCGUGGUUGGGAAGGAUUUCCUACCGAGGGGUUCAGGCAUUGUAACCCGGCGGCCGCUGGUGCUGCAGCUCCACAGAAUUGAUGGUGACAGGGAAUAUGCUGAGUUUAUGCACCUUCCGAGAAAGAGAUUUACAGAUUUUGCUGCUGUGAGGAAGGAGAUAGCUGAUGAAACUGACAGAGAAACAGGCCGUUCAAAGCAAAUAUCGUCUGUCCCUAUCCAUUUAAGCAUAUUUUCUCCACAUGUUGUGAAUCUUACUCUUAUUGAUCUUCCUGGGCUUACUAAAGUAGCAGUUGAGGGCCAACCGGAGAGUAUUGUUCAGGACAUUGAAAACAUGGUUCGCUCAUUUAUUGAAAAGCCAAAUUGUAUCAUUCUGGCUGUUUCCCCAGCCAAUCAGGACCUUGCUACUUCUGAUGCAAUCAAGAUUUCGCGGGAAGUUGAUCCCAAAGGUGAAAGGACCUUUGGUGUGCUUACAAAAAUUGAUCUGAUGGACAAGGGUACCGAUGCUGUUGAUAUACUGGAAGGAAGAUCUUACCGUCUCCAAACACCGUGGGUUGGUGUUGUUAAUCGAUCCCAACAAGAUAUCAACAAGAAUGUGGACAUGAUUGCUGCUAGGCGUAGAGAGCGAGAGUAUUUUGCAACUACACCAGAAUAUAAGCACAUGGCUUCUAGGAUGGGAUCUGAAUAUUUAGGAAAGAUGCUUUCAAAGCAUCUGGAACAAGUGAUCAAAUCAAGGAUCCCAGGGCUCCAAUCUCUUAUAACAAAGACAAUUGCAGAGCUGGAAACUGAACUUAAUCGACUUGGAAAACCCAUUGCUAAUGAUGCUGGUGGGAAGCUGUACACGAUCAUGGAAAUAUGCCGUAUGUUUGACAGUAUCUACAAAGAGCAUCUGGACGGAGUGCGUCCUGGUGGAGAGAAAGUUUACCACGUCUUCGACAAUCAAUUUCCUGUUGCUAUUAAACGAUUGCAGUUUGAUAAACAACUCUCUAUGGAAAAUGUGAAGAGGCUUAUAACAGAAGCUGAUGGAUACCAGCCUCACUUGAUAGCUCCAGAACAAGGAUAUCGACGCCUUAUAGAAUCUUGUCUUAUUAGCAUCAGAGGUCCUGCUGAGGCAGCUGUUGAUGCGGUCCAUGCAAUUCUGAAGGACCUUGUCCGGAAGGCUAUCAAUGAAACACAUGAGCUGAAGCAGUUUCCCACCCUUCGUGUGGAAGUAGGCAAUGCAGCUUUUGAGUCAUUGGAUAGAAUGAGGGAUGAAAGCAAGAAAAAUACAUUAAAGCUAGUUGACAUGGAAUGCAGCUACUUGACAGUAGAUUUCUUCAGGAAGCUUCCUCAGGAUGUUGAGAAGGGUGGAAAUCCAAGCCACUCUAUUUUUGAUAGAUAUAAUGACUCUUAUCUUAGACGAAUUGGACAAACUGUUCUGUCAUAUGUUAAUAUGGUGUGUUCGACCUUGAGGAACUCCAUCCCAAAAUCUAUUGUUUAUUGCCAAGUGCGAGAGGCCAAGCGCUCGCUGCUCGAUCACUUCUUCACUGAACUGGGAGCAAGAGAGAUGAAGCAACUUUCCAAACUUCUCGACGAAGAUCCAGCAGUCAUGGAACGCAGAACUAACCUUGCAAAGAGGCUGGAGCUGUACCGGAGUGCCCAAUCGGAAAUUGAUGCAGUUGCAUGGUCCAAAUAG
Miscanthus lutarioriparius is the source of this 1830-nucleotide messenger RNA. The record is from the annotation of a GenBank genome assembly. Lineage: Eukaryota; Viridiplantae; Streptophyta; Magnoliopsida; Poales; Poaceae.